This is a messenger RNA of Meloidogyne enterolobii, 1529 nucleotides long. NCBI's taxonomy places the organism in Eukaryota, Metazoa, Nematoda, Chromadorea, Rhabditida, Meloidogynidae. The record is from the annotation of a GenBank genome assembly.
UUGUGUUAAAAGCUGUUUCGUUUCUUUCAAGUGCCAAAACAUCAGAAAUGAACAAACUUUACAGAGAAUUCCUUAAAUUAAUUGAACAACUUUCAUAUGGUUUAAAUUCCUACAAACAAAUUAUAACUUAUGCUGAUCAGCUUGCACAGGAUGUUUUGAUUAAUAAAAAUGUUGAAAGACUUGAACAGUUCAAUCUACACUUUCCCUCAUUAUUAUUAACUAUUUUUAAUGCUAGAGAGGCUUGUCAAGUCAAUAGCUUAUAUGCAUUGUAUGACCUUGUUGAACAAAAAUUGUUGAAUAUUGAAGCUAUUCAAACUAUCAUUAUUGGCCUCUUCGACUUUUUGUCAGUAUCAGAAGAAAUUGUUAAACAAUAUCAUAGUUCGGAAAUUAAUGAGGAUGGUAGUAAUGAUGAAGAAGUUGCUCUUUCACUUCAAUGCCCAAUAUAUUUAAAUUAUAAUUGGAAUAGUGCUCAUUCUCUUAUUUUUCGACUUUUUUAUUGUGUUUUUUGCAAAUUGGAGGAUAAUAAAAAUUUUCUUCCACAAGAAUGGAUACGGGAAACGUUUUUACCUAAACUUUGUUUUUAUUUUGGAGAUUCUAUUUUAUUACAGAAAACGUCAAAAUGUCGCGUUGAUUUUGUCACUUUACUUGCUCCAGCAGCUAAAUUGCUUGGAACAGAAUCUUCAGAAGAAUUAUUACUUCCAGCAUUUCAACGUUAUAUGAGUGAUUCGUCUGAUGUUCAAAAUGCUCUUUUAUCUCAAUUAUUUACUUUUUGCAAGGUACUUUCUCCAAAAAGCCGUGAAAUUGUUUUACGCGAUUUAAGUCAACUCUUUUCUAUUGACAUGGAUGCUCGUUGUUGGCGUCAACGCGCUGUUCAAUUAGAUUUACUUGUUGGUAUACUUCCUAUGGAGCUUGUAAAUAAAUAUUUGUGUGCAUAUGCUUUGACUUUUUCUGCUGACAAAAUAUCCCAAGUACGAACAAAUGGAAUUAAAAUGUUAUCAAACGUCCUGAGUACUUUUAUUCAAGUUGAAUGGAGGGAUCAAAAAGAUUUAUGGAGAAGACGUACAGAGCAUAUGUCUGAUGCCAUUCCUGUUACUUCUUCUGAUGCUUCUAUGCUUACCGAUGAAGAACCAAUUAAUCUUCCAUUGACUUUUGAAUUAUUAGCAGAAAUUAGAUCAGGAUUUUGGCGUACACGAAGUUGGAGGCGUAGACAGAGUUUUGCCAAUCUUCUUUACCUUCUACUUCGCCAUUGUUUACUUACCCCUCUUCAAUUUUAUUAUUUAUUCUUUCAUGAUUUUAUGUGCUUGUCUGAUGACGAUGUAGCCAAUGUUCGUCAAUAUUUUUGUCUUAUUGCUCAAUUAAACCGUUUUGAAGAAUAUGUCGGUUCAAGUGUAAUUAAACGACUUGAACAAAUGUUAGUAGAUGAUAAUGAUUUGGAAGUUAGGCAUUUAUCAAAGAUAGCACUAGGCAAGUUAGAUCCAUUGCUUGAAGGUUUGGAUAUUACUAGGCGCGCUAGAGGACUAGUUACUUAA